Trachemys scripta elegans is the source of this 3209-nucleotide messenger RNA. It is a transcript of the gene ZDHHC7, whose product is annotated as zinc finger DHHC-type palmitoyltransferase 7. NCBI's taxonomy places the organism in Eukaryota, Metazoa, Chordata, Testudines, Emydidae. The record is from RefSeq and is a predicted model, not a curated record. The coding region runs from base 311 to 1228 and encodes 305 amino acids. The transcript has 8 exons. Gene Ontology annotation, molecular function: protein-cysteine S-palmitoyltransferase activity. Gene Ontology annotation, cellular component: Golgi apparatus; endoplasmic reticulum. Gene Ontology annotation, biological process: peptidyl-L-cysteine S-palmitoylation; protein targeting to membrane.
CGGCGGGGGGCCGCGCCGCCCUCUCUCCUCGUUUCCGGGGUUCGCUGAUCCUGUUGCUCAGCUCCGCGCUGUCGCUGCCCGCCGAGCCAGGGGCGCCCGCCGGGAUGGGCUCGGCCCUGGCGCGUGCCGCCCCGCGCCAGCAGGACCGGGGGGCCGGGCUCCGCGCUGCUCUCUGAGCCGCCGGGGGCCCGGCGCUGAGGGCCCGGCUGCGAUUACAUCAGAUAUGACCAUGUGCAUAUUAGAAGCCUGAAGGAAGGGCAUGAUGUCAAAAUAACACACACAACAUUUGUGAGGGCAAGUCCAGAAAACCAUGCAGUCAUCGGGGCACAGAUUCCGGGACAUUGAGCACCAUCCCCUCCUUGCUGAAAAUGACAGCUAUGAUUCUUCUUCAUCGGAAGCCGAUAUGGCAGACAGGGUUUGGUUCAUCCGUGAUGGCUGUGGCAUGGUCUGUGCUGUGAUGACGUGGUUUCUGGUUGUCUAUGCAGACUUUGUAGUGACUUUUGUCAUGUUGCUGCCUUCCAAAGACUUCUGGUACUCUGUGAUCAAUGGUGUUCUUUUUAACUGUUUGGCAGUGCUAGCUCUGUCGUCUCAUCUGAGAACUAUGCUAACUGAUCCUGGGGCUGUACCAAAAGGAAAUGCCACUAAAGAAUACAUGGAGAGUUUGCAGCUGAAACCAGGGGAAGUGAUCUACAAAUGUCCAAAAUGCUGUAGUAUCAAACCAGAACGUGCACAUCAUUGCAGUAUUUGCAAGCGAUGUAUUCGAAAGAUGGAUCAUCACUGUCCCUGGGUGAAUAAUUGUGUAGGAGAGAAAAACCAGAGGUUUUUCGUGCUGUUUACGAUGUAUAUAGCCCUAAUUUCAGCUCAUGCACUCAUUCUGUGUGGGUUUCAGUUUUUCUCUUGUGUCCGAGGACAGUGGACUGAAUGCAGUGACUUCUCCCCGCCUGUAACUGUGAUCCUGAUGGUCUUUUUGUGCCUUGAGGGUUUUCUGUUUCUCACUUUCACUGCUGUUAUGUUUGGCACCCAAAUCCACUCAAUAUGCAAUGAUGAAACGGAGAUUGAGAGGCUUAAAAGUGAAAAGCCAACAUGGGAGAGGAGACUACGUUGGGAAGGGAUGAAAUCUGUCUUUGGGGGCCAACCUUCACUCCUGUGGAUCAAUCCUUUUGCAGGAUUUCGAAUCAGGCAACUUUUGCUGAGAGCAAAGAAAGGGGGACCUGAGUUUUCUGUGUGAGCCUGCCUAAUCAUACUUGAACUUGCAAGAAUACUAUAUAAAUAUUUAUUUGGGGCCAGAAAUGGCUGUCUACAUAUAAUCUGUGACCAACUGAAACAAACAAGACAUUUGCUUGUAGCAAGCAGAGUUUUAUAGUCACAGACAUCUCAUUAACUUUCAGAAACGUAAACUGGAUGCUGUAGCGAUCUUUCAGCAGGAUAACAAAAGAGAGGUGUGUAACCACACUAAAGAAGCCAAAAUGUCGUCAUACUACUGUAACUUAUUGUUUAAUGGGAUUAAUUUUGCAUUUUUGUUGAACUGUUUAUUUGAUAAAUGUUUUGGGAAUUACCUGUGUGUUUUAUAAAAUUCUGAGCCGAGGUGCAGUUUUCAAUCAUGAGAUUAAGUAGUUAAGUUGGAAGCCCAUUUUAAAUGGCAUCAAGCUUUCUAAAUCCAUUAGUUUUCAGGGAAUAAUGACUUAGUCCUUUAAUUUUAUUUAUAUUUUCAUUUGUCCUGAUAGUCAAAAUUAUACUGUUACGUCCCACUUCAGACAUGCAGUCCUUGCAUACUAGUAAUUCGAGAUUUGUGCGCGUGGUUACAUAAACAUGUCAAAUGCACUCCUCCAGCCCUGCCAAAUGUCUUCCGUGAUUCACAAUAGCAUGUCUUGUAUUUGGCAGCAUUAAUCUUAAAUGGCAUUUAGGUAAAUUCUAAAUGUGCAGUAAUCAAAUAUUUUUAACUUUAGCUAUGGGUCAAUUCUGCCCUGCGAUACUUGUCUUCAAUUCUCAGUGCAUUGACUUUAAAGGAACUCGUGUGUGGGUAUCUGAGGGACCAGGGACUAGAUCCUCCUGUAGGAUUAAAAAUGAAUGUAUUGCAGAUUGGUAUAACUUUGAUCCAAAGAACAAUCAUUAUUGUAAGGUCCUGAGUCCCCCCCCCCUUUUUGUGUGUGUGUGUGUUUAUAGAUUUUACACGCCUUCAGAAACUAGUAAAUAGUUCACCAGUCACUUAAAUAGAAGGAGGGAGACUUCCUUCAGAGUUAGGGAAUGUAAUCCCAGCCUCCUUUGUGCAAGUACAAGAAAUCUGAGUGUAAAAUGGAAAAUGUCUAUACAGUAUAUAAAGGGGGGAAACUUUCAUUUCACCAUUUUCCAACCAAAACUGCUUGAAAACAAAAGAAAUGAACAGUGUCGAAAUGUAACUUUUUGUGCGUCUGACAAAUAACAGUAGUUCUAAGAUGUGUUCCUAGAUCUGUAAGUAAUGACACAAUCUGCAAGUGAUGAAAUACAGCUGAAAAUGGAUUAUCUAAACACUACAGAUAGAAGAAUUUUUGUGUUUAUCAUUACUUUGUUGUCUUUGAAUUAUCCACUGCACAAAGGAUAAAACAGGAGCCUUGAUGCAUAGCUUGAAACUGUGCCUGGAAAGUAAACAGCUCCCUGUUCUGGGACUUGCCUUAAACUUGUCCAGUUUUUGUUUUUGCUUUACCAUUAGCAUCAACAAGUAUAUCCCACCUCAAGCAGUAUGAUAUGCUCAAGGAUCUCCCAUUAGUAAGUUUACAUUCACAGACUGAAAAUAUACUUUCUUUUCUUCGUGACUUGUUUCUCCAUUUCUGUGCAAGUCUUUGUGGAAUCUUAAUUCUUAAUCAUACUGAUUCUUCAUCACAUUUAUGUCCUAGUAUGUGUCAGUUUACUAAGGGAUCCAUUCAAUAUACCAUGGUCCAAUGAACAAAACUGUGCAAUACUUCGGAAGAUGUAUACAGUGCUUAGGGGGUAGGUAUGUAAUAUGGAGAAUUGCCAGAUGAACACAUCCAAUAAAGCCACAGACAGAUGAACAAAAAUACAUGUAUCAUGUAAAUGAGGGGGAAGGUUGGAAGUUGGACAAGACUCUUCGAAUAUUCAGUUCAACAUCCCCCAUAAAUAUUGGAGAAAAAUGUAUCUGGCUUUGUCAUGAGGCUUUUAGUAUGUAUAUUGUUUAAUAAAAAUAUACUGAUGAAAAUCAGAAAAUAUCAUUUAAA